Polistes dominula (European paper wasp) is the source of this 1836-nucleotide messenger RNA. RefSeq names its product serine-threonine kinase receptor-associated protein wmd (gene wmd). NCBI's taxonomy places the organism in Eukaryota, Metazoa, Arthropoda, Insecta, Hymenoptera, Vespidae. Gene Ontology annotation, cellular component: SMN complex. The record is from RefSeq and is a predicted model, not a curated record. Gene Ontology annotation, biological process: spliceosomal snRNP assembly. Gene Ontology annotation, molecular function: protein binding; RNA binding.
GCAUCGCGGAGAAAUACAUGGACACAAUGCACAUUUGAACAAGGUGUAAAACAACGUGUGGUGGGGGUAUUAUUUCUCCUCUGUCGUGCAGCUAACCUCGGCUUCUUUCGGUUUCUCGACACACCGCCGACACGUAAAUUUGUUUUUUGUUGCGAGGCAUGCUGGGCUUGAGAGAAGAGGUCGAAAUGUUCCGCGAUCUGGCUUUACUGGUGUGAACUUGGCCGUGGCCGCAGCCCGCAGUACACCUGCGAAACAACAAUGGCGGAUACAUUUGGUAGUAGUGUCAUUUGGUAAGGAGUCGUAAGCAGUCGCAACGGUGGCUGGAUUCGAGUACGUUUCAAGCGUACACGAGAGAGGAGACCUUUCAUUUCGAGUCAACGUCAACGUUUGUUAGUUUGUCAUAUACACGCGCGCGCGCGCGCGCAUAUGUGCGUGUGUAUAUGCAUUCGCCGCGUAUGUCACUAUCUAUCACCACCCCACAUACGUACGUGUAUAAGUGUUGAGAAAGUACAGUAAUAAUUACAAACAACAGGAUAUACAGGACAGAGUUGUUAUUUAAUAAUAAAAGUAACGUUGGUUACGUUAACUUUGAACAAUUCAAACAAUUCAUUGUACAACAAUUUUGGAUUCAAACGUGUAUAUAAAUCCUCGUAUUUAAACGUAAAGGAAUGAAACAAUGGCGAAUCUGAGACAGAUACCGCUAACGUGCAGUGGACACACAAGACCCGUCGUGCACCUUGCAUUUUCCGAUGUCACCGAAUCUGGAUAUUAUCUUAUUUCCGCUUGUAAAGAUGGGAAGCCAAUGUUGCGACAGGGUGACACUGGAGAUUGGAUUGGUACAUUCGAAGGUCACAAAGGUGCAGUAUGGGGUGUCGCGUUGAACCGGGAUGCAACUAGAGCAGCAACUGGUGCAGCUGACUUUAAUGCUAAAGUUUGGGAUGCCAUCAAUGGAGAAGAAGUUUAUUCCUUCCAACAUAAUCACAUUGUCAAAUCGGUUAACUUUAGCUCUGAUUCGAAUUACUUGUGUACCGGUUCUAAUGAGAAAUUAGUUCGUAUUUAUGAUCUAAAUCAACCAGAAGCAGCACCACAGGUUUUCAAAGGUCAUACGAGUGGUAUCAGGCAUGUUACUUUCUUCAAAGACAAUACUGCAUUGGUUUCUUGUGCCGAUGAUAAAACAUUAAGAGUUUGGGAUAGAAAUAGUAGUCAAGAAGUUAGGAGGUUAGAUUUUCCUGCCAUACCUAAUUCUAUGGAAGUAUCUAAGGAUGGCAGUAUCAUCACGACUACUCAUUCAAACAUCGUUACUUUCUGGGAUAGUAAAGAGUUAAUUAAAAUACGUGACUUUACAGUACCAACUCAAGCAAAUAGUGCCAGUUUACAUCCUGAUUGUAGUAUUUUUGUAUGCGGCGGUGAAGACUUAAAAAUGUAUAAAUUUGAUUAUUUGACUGGUACAGAAAUAGAAUCGUUUAAAGGACAUUUUGGUCCUGUACAUUGUGUACGAUUUUCACCGGAUGGAGAACUUUAUGCAAGUGGCUCGGAAGAUGGUACUUUGAGAUUAUGGCAAACAACGGUUGGCAAAACUUACGGAUUGUGGCGUUGCGUUGAACAAGCUCCAGCCAUACAAGAAAACGCUACUACACUUCUUAAUAACAAACAAGAAGUUCCUGCCAACUAAGUUCCUGCGUUUUUCUAUUCUCAAAACUACACGAUGAUGGAUGAUUAUGUGUGAAAUAAGAGUUAACACGUGAUAUGAGAAUAGAAUAAUCUCUUAUAAUGACAAAUGUAUUGAAAAAUUGUAUUCAUCUGUGAAAUACCGUCAAAGAAAGUAUGUUUUUGAAA